GACUCUCAUGCUGCUGCCAGGUCCAGAUGUCUCAUGGGUCCCUGUACGGCCUCCCAUGCUGCUGUCUCCAUCGCCACACUCUGCCAUGUGCCACUUUCAGGUCUCCUCACACACUGCUGGGUGUGUUGAAUUUUUUGACAUAGGGGUGCUGGCAGAUUACGGGCCUCCUAUAGCUGCUGCCAGGCCCCUAAUCUGCCAUAGGCCCCUAUAUAUACCGCCUCCUCAUGCUGCUGCCAGGUCCAGAGUCUCUCAUGGGUCCCUGUACGGCCUCCAUUGCUGCUGUCUCCAUCGCCACACUCUGCCAUGUGCCACUUUCAGGUCUCCUCACACUGCUGGUGUGUUCCAUUUUUUG
Messenger RNA from Staurois parvus, 352 nucleotides. The record is from the annotation of a GenBank genome assembly. NCBI's taxonomy places the organism in Eukaryota, Metazoa, Chordata, Amphibia, Anura, Ranidae.